This is a messenger RNA of Lodderomyces orthopsilosis Co 90-125, 2532 nucleotides long. RefSeq names its product transcription factor (gene MBP1). The coding region runs from base 1 to 2532 and encodes 843 amino acids. Gene Ontology annotation, molecular function: transcription regulator activity; protein binding; DNA binding. NCBI's taxonomy places the organism in Eukaryota, Fungi, Ascomycota, Pichiomycetes, Serinales, Debaryomycetaceae. The transcript has a single exon. The record is from RefSeq and is a predicted model, not a curated record. Gene Ontology annotation, cellular component: MBF transcription complex; SBF transcription complex.
AUGUCAGAUAAUACACAAAUAUAUUCAGCGACAUAUUCAAACGUUCCAGUGUUUGAGUACGUGACGUCAGAAGGUCCCAUAAUGCGACGUAAGGGGGACUCUUGGAUUAAUGCCACGCAUAUUUUGAAAAUCGCAAAGUUGCCAAAGGCAAAAAGAACAAGAAUACUUGAGAAAGAUGUACAGACGGGAAUACACGAAAAAGUCCAGGGCGGCUACGGAAAAUACCAAGGAACUUAUGUACCCUUAAAAUUGGGUGAGGUGAUUGCCCGUAAUUAUGAUGUUUAUGACACUUUAAAGCCGAUUUUUGAUUUUGAAUACAUCGAGGGUAAAACGGAAACACCACCACCUGCUCCCAAGCACAAUCACGCGAGCGCAUUAAAUAUAGCAAAACGACAAGCAUCACUACAGAAGAAGGACUUGCAGGCAAAACAACCGAAACAGCCCAAAAUCAAAAGAUCGGGAGACGAGCCGAGAAAACGUGGCAGGCCCAAAGGAUCGACAUUAAGUUCGACUCCAAGCCUACAGCACUCAGACACUGUACCCUUGGGAAGUGCAGGAGGUGAAUACAGCAGAGACAAUUCGUUUGCCGGUCCCAUUCCUAGAAUGUCACGACAAAACACUGAGCAGGAUGCCUUACAGAUGAUGGCAUCAAAUAUGAAUUUAAGACAAGAAGACUUGGCACCAGUGGACACCGAUGAAGACGAAGAUGACCAUUAUGGGAAGAAUGGUGGUGCAGCGUUGAAAAGAAGCAAGAAGAAUAAUGGAAUUUCGAUGCACAAUGGUGAUUUCGAUACCAACACAGACUUGUUAACCAGCAAAGAGUUGUUUGGUGUUUCGCGAAAUACCUUUGAAAAAAAUGCACAUAAUUUUAGUGGCCCGCAGGCAAAUUUGAUUACCCCCUAUCAUCAACCCAGUAUCAAUCUCUCACAAGACAAUCAAAUCUAUUCAGAAUACUUUGCCAAUUUCGUGUCAUUCUUUUUGGACGAUGAAGGGAAUAAAGGCGCGUUGAAUUCACCUCCAGAGAGCGUGUUGCCUGAAAAGCUCUUGAAUCCACCUCAACCUGUAUCCAAAAUUCAUAUCAACCACCCAAUUGAUAACGAGGGAAAUACCAUUUUCCAUUGGCUUUGUUCAUUGGGAUAUUUGACGCUUAUAAAGUUUUUGAUUGACAAGUUUGGUAAAGAGAUUAGGCUUGACAUACGAAAUAACAAUGGAGAGACACCCUUGAUGUUUAUGGUGAAAUUUAGCAACUGUUUCAGCUCAAAUACCUUUGAGGAAGUUUUGAGUAUACUUUUUGAAUCCCUAAUACUUGUUGACUCUAGUGGAAAGACUGUAUUACAUCACAUAGUGGAGUAUAAGAAGGAAAAGGUAGCUGCAUAUUACUUAGACAUUUUGUUGAAAAGUCUAGUGCAUGAAGGAGGCAAUCCCAGUGAUGAUAAAGACAAUAUCACAGAUGAGCGAUUUGAAUUAAGUACAAAAUUCAUCAACCAUCAGGACUCAGAUGGAAAUACUGCAUUUCACAUAGCUGCGUACAAUUUAAGUAAAAGGUUGAUAAAGGUGUUUAUUGAUUGUCACAAGUUUAUCAACUUCAGUUUGAGGAAUCUAGUCACAUGCACUGUGGAGGAUUACUUGGCGUCCCAUAAUUAUGUACUUCGUCUUGACAUUGGCACAGACGGAGAGGAUACUUCAAAUGUCGAGAAUGCAGAGCUUGUAAGUAACCCCAGGCAGGAUAUGAUAGAAGAGGCAGACUCACUUGGACAAUCAUUCGAUGCACAACUUUACAACUCGAAAUUGGCGAUCAAUUUAUACAACAACACUGCCAACCUACUAACGGAGAAAAUGGCUGAAUUGUCGUACAUUAUCAAUCAAGAAUUGAAGGAAAAAGACGACAUUGUACUAGGCUAUUUUAAGACAUUGAGUAAGGUAAACGAAAUCAAAUUAUCAACACAACGAGCUAUAUUAGCAAUUUUCAAAUUGGAACAUUUGAUUGAUGAUUUGGAUGAGGGUCCAAAAAAGGAGAAGCUGGACCCAUCAAGUCAGGAGUCCAACAUUCUUGAAAACAACUACGACAACUUCCAAGUGAAUUUCAAGAGAGAUCAAAUUGUGCAAGAAGAGAUACAUCGUUUGGUGAAUGAUUUAACAUAUCAAUUGUUGCACAAACAAGAAGACUUGAGUAGGGUAUUGCAAAAGUUUAAAAAUUUCAAAGAGUUUCUGAUCAAAAGACAGUUGGAGAAAGCAUCUCCCGAGGAGGUAAGUGACUCGUCUGGGAAUCCGUUUGAACUUGCAAACCUUCUUCAGAUUGAGAUAUUGAAAAAGAAACAUCUGGUGAAUCAAAUUGUAGAUUAUACAAAAAGCGUUCCCACCUUGGCCGACCGUACAGACCCUUCAAAACCGAUCAUUGAACAGUAUGCUUCAAAUCCUGAAAACAAGUUGAUCAAAUACUGCAAACUUAUCUCUUUGAGUUGUGGAAUGAGAUUUGACGAAAUUGAGAGCAAUAUUGACUUGAUUGAGCAAAGCUUAUUGAAGAAUAGGUAA